CACUCUUAUCUUGUUGUUCUAAAUUGACAUUGACUAAAAAUUAAGUCUGCUAGCUGCCAAGUCGACAGAUAUUUAUGAGUUAUAUUUAUGGAUAAAGAGGCGGACAAGACAUUAUAUGGGACACUUAAUAAUGUGUUUAAACAUAAAGAUUUUAAGUCCAAACUUCAAAAGGAAGCUACUAGAUGCAUCUUAAACGGAAGUAAAGAUGUGUUUGUUUCCAUGCCAACAGGUGCUGGAAAGUCAUUAUGUUACCAACUUCCAGCAGUGGCAAGUGAUGGAGUAUCAGUGGUUAUUUCCCCUUUACUAGCUUUGAUGCAAGAUCAGUUAGAUCAUCUAAAGGCUAUUAAAAUACCGUCGGAGACAAUUAAUUCCAAACUGACAGAAAAAGAACGCAAACAGGUUCUUGCUGAUCUCAAUAGUAGUAAUCCAAAUACCAAACUUUUGUAUGUGACACCUGAACAGGUAGCUACAGAUGGAUUUAAAUCAUUGGCAGACUCACUGAUGAAAAGAAAGUUGUUCAAAUACUUAAUUGUUGAUGAAGCACAUUGUGUUAGUCAGUGGGGUCAUGAUUUUCGACCUGAUUAUUUAAAGUUAGGUUGUUUCCGUAAACGUAUUCCAGGGGUUCCUUGUAUAGCUUUGACUGCAACUGCAACUGAGCAAGUUUUAAAAGAUAUAAUUAAGCAGUUGAAGUUGAAGGAACCAAUAGCUAAAUUCAAAACCAGCUGUUUCCGACCAAAUUUGUAUUACGAUGUUAGAAUGAAAGAGACCUUAGGUGAUCCUUACAAGGACUUGUCAGAAUUUUGUCUAGAAGCUUUGAACAGAUCAAAAGCACAAAAAGAAGAACUAUUAGAAAACUGGUCCAAGUAUGGUUGUGGUAUUGUGUACUGUAGAACAAGAGAUGCAUGUGCAGAAGUGGCAUCACAGCUUACUAGAAAGGGUGUUCCUAGCAAACCAUACCAUGCAGGUCUAAAAUCUGGGAUCAGAGAGGGAGUUCAGAAUGACUGGAUGGAAGGCAAAUUCCCUGUUAUAGCAGCAACUAUCAGUUUUGGUAUGGGAGUAGAUAAACCAAAUGUUAGAUUUGUAGCUCAUUGGACCUUACCCAAAUCAAUGGCAGGAUACUAUCAAGAGUCUGGCAGAGCUGGUAGAGAUGGGAACCAGUCCUACUGUCGUUUAUAUUAUUCCAGACAGGAGAGGGAUACUAUUAGCUUCCUUAUAAAUAAAGAACUUAAAAAAUUUACUAGAGAUAAGGAACAACAGAAAAUCAAACUUCAAUCAGCUAACAAAAAUUUUGAUGCUAUGAUAGAGUAUUGUGAAUAUGCCAUAUGCAGACAUUGGGCCAUCUCCAAGUAUUUUGGUGAUGUCAAACCUGAUUGUAACAAUAGUUGUGAUGCAUGUAAAACUCCAAAAAUGCUAGCCAAGAUUAUUGAGGACUUACAGAGAGGAGCAUAUGCUAAAACUAAAGCUAAAGGAAAAGGUGGAAUGUACUUUAUACAAGAUGACAAAGAUGACACUGGGUUGUAUGGUGGGGGUAGAAAAGGGGUUAAGAGUGAGAAUGAUUCUUAUGAAAAGACAUAUGGAAGUGAUGAGGAACGUGACAACAAAGAAAAACAAGAAGCUGAUGAAAAACGAAAAAGAUUUAAUUUUCUUAAGAGAGAGUUUAAAAAGAGGAAAAGGGUGAGAAAUGAAGAUAUAACGGUACAAUUGUAUAAGGAUACUUCAACAGCUGGUGAUGAUGAUGAUUUUGAGAAGCCAAGUGAAGAUUGUGUUCUCAGAGAUGCCUCUAGUACAAAAAUUCCUAGACUAACAGUCAAGAUCCGGGAACACUGCCUUGGAAUGAUUACAUCUGACCUUUAUACUAACUUUACCUCAUACUACAAAGAUAUUUCUGCCAAGAUGGCUGCCAAAGACUAUGAACCUGAGUGUUGUGCUAUAGAUGAAGAAUUUGGUGUUUUUAAGUCAAGUAAAGCUUUAAAUUUGUACAAGGCAGCUGUUAUGUCAAAAUGCAACGAGAUAAAGAAAACAACAAAAAGCAAAGAUUUGCACAAAUCACUUGUUCCAAAAGAAUCAGAGAAUUUUAAAUCAAGUCCUGCUAGUCAUUUCUCAAAUGAUGGCACGGAUGAUUGUGAUACGACAUCUGGUUUUAGCUGUACUUUUGUGAAGGCUUGUGAUAUGAUUGUUAACACAAAUAAUGAUUGUAAGACUGACCCUGAGUCAAUAGUCAAGUAUUCCUGUGAUCCUGAUUCAGAUAUAUAUUCUAACACUGAUUCUAAAUUAAAACUUUCAAGAAAGUCUGAUUUAUCAUUUGAUGGUCAAAUUUGUGUUAAACCAGUUAAUGAUGUAAUGGAAGAGAAACCUUUACAGCAAUUGGAAUCAGAAGUGUCAUCUAUUUUAGACAAAUACCAAGUGAGAAGUCUUUCAUCUAAAUCUAAACAGAAGUCUAGAAGUGUUAAACGAGAAUGUGUCAGAUUUAGUGAAGACAUAUUAUUUGGAUCGGAUGAGAAUAAGUCUAGGAUUUGUACAUCAAGUGCCAUGAAAACAGAGAGGAUUGAUGAAUCAGAUGAGAAUAAGUCUAGGAUUUGUACAUCAAGUGCCAUGAAAACAGAGAGGAUUGAUGAAUCAGAUGGGAAUAAGUCUAGGAUUUGUACAUCAAGUGCCAUGAAAACAGAGAGGAUUGAUGAAUCGAAAGACAGAAAAGAAGUUAAAUUGAAACAUCUUAAGCUGACAACAGAUGAAAAAUACAAACAUUCUUCUCGUUCAAAAUCACAUGACACAAGUGAAACUAGUGGUUGUACAGAUGCUUGUCAAGUCAGUGAUAAAAAAGAUGAAACCAUUAAUCAUGUUCAUAAAGGAAAAAAAAGACCUAUAAAAGAAGAGUGCGAAGACACAGACAGUAAAAAACGAAGACUAGAAUGCAGUACUGUAACAACCAAUAUUAAUAGAGGCCCAGAAAGUAAGCCUAAUGGAAAAGAUCUAAAGAUGACAGCAGAUCUUGUUGUCAAAUAUCUCACACCGCAUUUUUCUGCUGGAAAAUUUGUUUCUAAGGAUUUAUUUAAGUCUGUUGCCAAAAUAUUGUCACACAAAGUAUUAGAGAAAUGUGAAAGUAAAGAUAAAGAGAAAGUUAAAGACAAAGUGAAACGAACCAUAAAGCAACUUUUUUCAAAGCGAACAGAAAUAAAAAGUGUGGAUGACAUAGAAAACCUUUUAUAGUAUAAGAACAGAUUAUUAUGUUUUCUUAUAAAGAGGAUUGCAUUAUUUAUUGAUUUAAACAUGAUUAAUUAAAAUCUCCUGUUUAACUCUAUCUUCAUUGUAUACUGCUACAUUGACAACAACACUUAAGUAAAUUGUAUCUUUUAUUGAUUAGAUCUCAUCAUCAGGACAAAGUAUACAAAUUUAGAACCCUUGAAGUACAAAAAACAGUAUCUUGUAUGUGUCGUCAUAAUUGUCUAUUGUUGACAUCAAUUACUAUAGGAAACUAUAAUUAUGUAAUGUUGAACAGAAAAUGAAUCAAACAUAGUAUAUUGCAAACGAAGUUAGGGAUGACAUCAAAAGUUCAAUGAAUUUUUCCAGAUCAGCCUUUCCAAGAAUCACUAUCAAUGGUUGUUUUUCCAAUUUUCCCAUUGUUUUCUCAGUCAACAGGACUUUUCACCAAUAAUAAAGAAGAGCCAGACUUCCAUAAGAAAUAAAAAGAUGUGGUAUGAUUGCCAAUGAGACAACUCUCCCAAAGAGACCAAAUGACACAGAAAUUAACAACUAUAGGUCACCAUAUGGCCUUCAACAAUGAGCAAAUCCCAUACCACAUAGCUACAAAAGGCCCCCAAAUUAAUGUAAAACAAUUCAAACGAAAAAACUUAUGGCAUAAUUUAUGUACAAAUUAAUGAAUGGAAAACAUAUAUGUUACACGGAAACAAACAACUACCACUGACUUACAGGCUCGUGGCUUAGGACAUCACCACAACAAAGAUACUAAGUACAGAUCUGAGCAGUGCUGACCGCUAGCUGUUCAAAGUCAAUAAAAGAUAAUUUUUAAAAAAAUAUGCAUCUUAGACUAAAUUUUUUUAAUUUUUGAAAAGACUUCAUAUUAUAUUAUAUGAUAUUUCAAUUGAACCUUCUAUGAGCAAAAUAAAAUAUGUAAAUAUUA
Molecule: messenger RNA, 4138 nt
Organism: Mytilus trossulus (common blue mussel)
Lineage: Eukaryota; Metazoa; Mollusca; Bivalvia; Mytilida; Mytilidae
Product: ATP-dependent DNA helicase Q5-like
Exons: 12
Coding region: 88-3207 (1039 amino acids)
Biological process (GO): double-strand break repair via homologous recombination
Cellular component (GO): cytoplasm; nucleus; chromosome
Molecular function (GO): ATP binding; four-way junction helicase activity; nucleic acid binding
Source: RefSeq, a predicted model, not a curated record